This is a messenger RNA of Micropterus salmoides (largemouth bass), 1138 nucleotides long. Its product is annotated as zona pellucida-like domain-containing protein 1. The record is from RefSeq and is a predicted model, not a curated record. Gene Ontology annotation, cellular component: cell surface. The coding region runs from base 1 to 1023 and encodes 340 amino acids. The transcript has 9 exons. Lineage: Eukaryota; Metazoa; Chordata; Actinopteri; Centrarchiformes; Centrarchidae.
AUGGUCAAAAUCAAAGUCAUCAAUCUCCACUUAAAGCUGAGUAGCCUGUACCAGGUCAUCACAAUGAAGUUGGUCAUCCUUAUGUGCCAGCUUGGCCUCAUUCUGAGGACCGAGGCACAGAUACCGGAUCGGUGCAUUUUCAGCAAUACAAACAGACCUCCAGAUAACUCUGAUAUAACUGUGAUUUGUGGCACUGAGUAUAUGGACCUGAGAAUCUACCUUUGCCCCAUGUACCAAGCUCUUUAUAAUGAGACACUGAUGGUCCUCAAUAAUCAGUUCAACACACCUCAGUGUUUUGGGACUGCUGACUGGGCCGUUGACCCACCUGUUUUAAAAUUCAGAUUCCCCAUAAAUGACAGUUCCAUCUCAUCUUGCAAUAAUAACUUUAAGAUAAUCAGUCAGGUUGGGAGUGGACAGUUUGCAGACUUCUCAAAUGUCCAGUUCGUCAACGUCUCUGGCAGUGUUACGUCUUUAGACCCCACUGCAGGUAUGAUCACCUAUCGCCCGCAGAUCGUGUACAAGUUCUCCUGCUUGUACCCGAUGCAGUAUCUCCUGAACAACUCUGAAGUGAGCGUAGCAGGUGUGAAUCUUGCCAUAAGAGACAACAAUGGUAGCUUCAUCAGCACACUGAAAAUGCACCUCUACAAAGACGCACUGUACCAAGAGAAGCUUACGAUCCCGCAAUCAGGACUCAACCUGAAGACCAAGAUUUAUGUUGCAGUUCAGGCUAGCAAUCUAACAGAAAGGUUCAACGUGCUGCUGGACAGAUGCUACGCCACAACAAGUCCAUUUCCCAACCUCAGAACAUAUUAUGACCUUUUUGUAGGGUGUACACGUGACCCACAAACUAGGGUAGAGCACAAUGGAGUAUCUCAGGUUGCACACUUCUCCUUUGAGGCCUUCAGAUUCAUGGAGCACAAAAAUCUCACAAUUUCCACUUUCUACCUGCACUGCGUCACCAGACUCUGUGAGGUGUCCUCGUGUAGCAGAUUAUUGCCUGUGAGUAGACACCAGAGUUCCUAACAUUUUUUUAAAGAUAGAGGUAGAUAUAGAUGGAUAGUAAAUUCACACAUCAGAGUUUUGAUUGUCUUUUAUUCAUUUUGAACAGAACUGUGGAGGUUCCAAUAGGAGAAAGAGA